Messenger RNA from Pantherophis guttatus, 4408 nucleotides. Lineage: Eukaryota; Metazoa; Chordata; Lepidosauria; Squamata; Colubridae. The record is from RefSeq and is a predicted model, not a curated record.
CUACACUUGGAAUAUUGCAUCCAGUUUUGGUCACCAUGAUACAGAAAAGAUAUUGAGACUCUCGAGAGAGUUCAAAGAAGAGCAACGAAGAUGAUUAGGGGAUUGGAGGCUAAAACAUACAAAGAAAGAUUGCAGGAUCUGGAUCUGUCUAACACAGAAAACGAUUCAGGGUGACAUGAUAGCAAUCUAUUUGGAGGCUGACAAAGAAAAGGGGGUUGGCCUAUUCUCCAAAGCGCCUGAGAACAGGAGAAGUAACAGAUGGAAACUUACCAAAAAGAGAUCCAACCUUUUUGAGGUUUAAGGAGAAAUUUCCUGUCAGUGAGAACAAUCAGUAGUAUGCCUUGCCUCCAGAAGUUGUCAGUAUUCCAUCAGUGGAGAUUUUUAAGAGGAUAUUGGACAGCCGUUUGUCCAGAAUGGUAUAGUAUCUCCUGCUUGGAGAGUUGGUCCCUUCCAAUUCUUAUUCUUUAAUGCUGUUAGAACCUCAUGAGCAUGUAGCUAAUCUUGAGAAGGUAAUUAGUGUCACAUUUCACUAGGGUCAGUUGCAAAGGUAGAUUGCAAACAUCUUAGGUAGAUAUGGGACAAGCAUGUUUUUCCACCUCCUAUCAGGAGAUGGCGAUCAUGAAAGCAACAUCUGUGCCUAGAAAGCCAACAAUACAGUAGCCACAUCUGUGGUUGAGUUUAAAGGAGUUAAAACCAUCAAGUUACUUUUAUUGCUAGAAAGGAUAGGAGGAGCCGAGAACCUCAAAGGAAUUUCCUCUUCCUGCUCACCGUGGGAGGAGGGUGAUGUGCAGGAGGAUGGCUUUUGUGCUCUUCCAAGGGUCAAAGCAGCAUCUGGAAGACAAAGAAGAUGGCAAUAAGAGCAUUCUGUCCAACUGAGAAUAGCAAGCAAUGUUGAAAAGGAAAGCAGUUAUUUUCCAUUUCCUUCAGAAAACCACAUAAUUCUUCUCCUGCCCCAAAAGCUGAGAGACAAAGGAUAGAAAAUCAACAAGAAGAGUUUUUUGAGCUGGAAUAAGUAAUUUAUGCAGAAUUUAAGGAUACAAUAUACAAAAAGAUCACAGGAGAUUAUUUUUCCAUUUAGAAAAAGAGGGAAAUAUCUGGAAGUCAGUGUGAAGUAAAAGGUUAAUUGGAUGGUCACAUAGGGCAGUCACAAUGCAGGCUUCACCCUGUGAGGAAGAAAAUACUUUGAAUCAAAGUUCCAUCCAACAAGGAUCGCACCUAUUUUUGACCUCUUCAAUAUCAGUGGCGGAAAAGCUUCAUAGAUCUGCCUAUUGUGAGAAAGGAACAGAUUGCAAGUCACAGCUGAUUAUGGACAACAUGAUCCACAUUGGAGAAAAGCCAUAUAAAUAUUCUGAAUGUGGUAAAAACUUUAGUCAGAGCUGCUCCCUUGUGGUUGAUGGAAGGACCCACACAGAACAGAAGCCUUACAUAUUUUCCCAAUGUGAUGAAAGCUUUGGCAUGCACAGCAACUUGGUAAUACAUCAGAGGACUCACAAUAAGGAGAAAUCACAUGACUGUCCUGAUUGUGGGAAGAGUUUCAUUGGAAAUUCCCACCUCAUGAGACAUCUGAGGACUCACACAGGAGAGAAACCCUUUGAGUGUCCCGAUUGUGGGAAAAGUUUCAGUCAGAAUUCCACCCUGGUGAAACACCAGAGGACUCACACAGGAGAGAAGCUCUUUGAAUGUCCUGACUGUGGGAAAAGUUUCAGUCAGAAUUUCAACCUGGUGAUACACCAGAGGACUCACACAGGAGAGAAACCCUUUGAAUGUCCUGACUGUGGGAAAAGUUUCAGUCAGAAUUCCAACCUGGUGAUACACCAGAGGACUCACACAGGGGAGAAAUUGUAUGACUGUCCUGAUUGUGGGAAGAGUUUCAUUACAAAUUCCCACCUGGUGAUACAUCAAAGGACUCACACAGGAGAGAAACCCUUUGAGUGUCCUAUUUGUGGGAAGAGUUUCAGUCAGAAUUACAGCCUGGUGAUACACCAGAGGACCCACACAGGAGAGAAACCCUUUGAAUGUCCUGAUUGUGGGAAGAGUUUUAGUCAGAAUUCACACUUGGUGAUACACCAGAGGAUUCACACAGGAGAGAAACCAUAUGAGUGUCCAGAGUGUGGGAAAAGUUUCAGUCGGAAUUCCAGCCUUGUGGUACACCAGAGGAUACAUACAGGAGAGAAACCGUAUGAGUGUCCCGAUUGUGGGAAAGAUUUUAGUAGUAGGUCUAGUCUUCUAAGUCAUGUAGGUUUACACACAGGGGAGAAACCUUUCAAAUGUCCAGUCUGUGGACGGUACUUCAUGCGUAAAUCAUCUCUUAUUGCACACAAGGAAAUCCACACAAGGCAAAAAUUGAUGAAUUUAGAGAAGGCUUGAAUUUCAUUUCUAAUCUCUCAUUGGGAUUGUAGAUGAGAAAUUGACUACCUGUAAUCUUCUACUUACAAUCAUAAUUGAGCCUGAAAGUUACGUUGCUGUGUGAUAAAUUUUUUAAUAGAAUAGAAUAGAAUAGAAUUCUUUAUAGAAUCUCAUAUUUUAAAUGAGUUUUGCCCCCUUUUACGACUUUCCAUGCCACAUUUGUUUAGGUGAAUCAAUGCAGUUGUUAAAUGAGCAACAUGGUUGUUAAGUGAAUCUGAUUUCCCCAUUGACUUUGUUUGUCAGGUUGCAACAGGUGAUCCCAUGACUCUGGGAAGUGCAACCAUUAUAAAUGUCAGUUGUCAAGUAUCCAAAGGUAAAUCACAUGACCAUGGGGAUGCUGCAAUGGUCAUAAGUGUGAAAAAUGCUCAUAAGUCACUAUUUUCAUUGUAACUUUGAAUGGUCACUAAGCGAACUGUUGUAAGUUAAGGACUACCAGUAUUUGAAUUCUGGCCUAAUGCUUUUAAGUGAACACAUCUCGGAAUAAGACAGGUAGAUGGAGAGAAAAAAAUGGAAAAUCUUAGUUUGAAAAACGCUCACUACCAACUUCUGAUUAUCAGCAAAAAAAUUCUCGAUAUUUCCUUUUGCAGAAGUACUGGUGUCCUCCAGCUUUUGAGCACCAGAAUUCCCCAGCCGCCAUACAGGUAGUCAUUGAUGCACAAUUCUAAUGGGGCCUGCCAAUUAGUUGUCUGUUGUAUUAAGUGAGACUGCUUCGCUUAACUAAUCUCUCCCUGAGGCAGCCAUUAAAUGUGCAAGUCGUUAAGUGGAACAGUGGCUACCUCAGUAUUGGGGAAAGCUCUUGAGUCCAAACGUGGCCCAGGCUUCCCUUCCCUAGGCCUCCCUGAGGCACCCAGUGCUCUGCUACCCAACUCUUGUGUUCCCCCAAGCCUUUCCCUCCUCCACAGAUCCCACCCAACCUUUCUCCCCCCAGGCCUUUCCCCACUCCCACUGGAGCCCUGAAGCCCUUAGGCCAAAUUCCCACCCCACCAGGCUUCACGCCCUAAACCUCCUUAUCUUUUGAAGGUUUCUGAUCUCACCUUGCGAAAGGAGGGUAGACCAAACAUUCCUGGGCUACAUGACUGUAUCCUGAGAGCAGUCAUCAUUUUCAGUGUGCCCAGGAUUCACCAAUGGGCCAAACGAGCAAUGUACUCGUGGAAGCAACUGCCAUUUUGCCACAACUGCCUCAGGGCCAAAAUGGUGGCUGCUUUUGAGUCACUUUUGUGUGGGAGAGGGAGAAACUGCUCUGUUUUGCUACCUUAACACUCUGAAGACCAUCUUAAGGAGUUGUGGUGCUCUUAAAAUGAGGGCUGACUCUGGGAUAUCUCCAAAAACUAAGUGUAUGAUGGGUGUGCGGGGGAGUUGGCCCAAAGCCCAGUGAAAAAAAGCAGUGUAAAAUUUCACAUGUAAAGCCUGUUCUGCCUUGCAGGUGAACCUGUUGAAGAGCUGUAGGAAUAUUGAGUUAAGGAGAAAAGGUAUCCUGGGUUUGAUCACAGGAUCUCCAGGUUUAUUAGCAACUCCUGAUGUGAUCUCGCGUUUUUGGAGGCGCCUUAUUACCAUUUGAUUGCUGCUGGGUGACAGCAGGACCAAGUUGCUGAAAAAAUUGUUGCAUCCCCCUUGGUAGCAAUGUGAGAAAAAAAAUUGAUCAGUGAAAAAUGUUUCAUUUUUUAAAAUGCAUUGUGUAUGAACUAUCAUUAGCUUUUGAGAAGGAAAAAGUGGAUGGUGUUGCUAUGAACAUUUGGGCAAGGCAAAAUGCUCAGUCCCCUCAAACUGUGAGAUGUGCAGUGAAUAAGUUUAAUAAUAAAAUUAAUAAUAAAAAGAUAACGUAAAGCCCUUUUCUGAACUCUUGCUCAGUGGUGAAGUCGCCACAUAUACGCUGGGUUUCUAGCACACUACAAUUGUUAAGCUAUCUGUAUGUAAUCUGUCCCUUGUGCAUUCUGCAUCUCUAUAACCAAUCUGUCUUCUUCAGUUUCCCCUUCCCUCAUUAAAAAUUUAAAAUUUCAGUUUC